AUGGAGACACAACAACAACCUGCUCUUGUCCAGAUUGAUGACUGGCAUAUCCCAGAUUUCACACAUGAAGCGGAAGAAGAGCUUGCGACUGAAGGUCCGGCACAGAUAAUACUUGAUUCUCCCCCCUCCACCAUUCCCUUCGAUGAGGAUUCACCUCCGCGACAGUCUCCUAGUGAACGAUUGCCACCUAGUGAAGAGGUUGGCGAAGCAGCGGGAUCCCCUUCACCAGUCAUUGAAAUAAGUGACGAUGAGGAGGAUAAUCAUGCUCGACCACGACGUCGAAAUACGGGUCAUCGCCCUGAUUAUACCUAUCGAGAUUAUCAAGACACAAUGGAACACGCGAUCUCUGCACCACCUCUACGCAAGCGGAAAAGAGAAGAUUCCGAUGCGGUAGAUUUUCGGUCUAAAAUCAAGCGAUUUUCAAAGGAAGUCACAGAAUCAUUCGAGGCUUUAGAAAAGGAGAACAAACAAUUGACUCGAGGAGAGACAUCAAUGGAAGAAGGACAAGAAACUGUUACAGCUUCAAGUCCAAUAUUUACAGCGACAACUCAAUGA
Talaromyces stipitatus ATCC 10500 is the source of this 555-nucleotide messenger RNA. RefSeq lists its product as uncharacterized. NCBI's taxonomy places the organism in Eukaryota, Fungi, Ascomycota, Eurotiomycetes, Eurotiales, Trichocomaceae. The coding region runs from base 1 to 555 and encodes 184 amino acids. The record is from RefSeq and is a predicted model, not a curated record. The transcript has 2 exons.